AUGAUGGAUCUUACCACUAGCUUUGAAGAUAUGGCCAUUAGCCUUUUCAUAGGUUAUAAAGCAUUAUUGAUAAGUGAGACUCCGGUAGCAUGUAUACUAAAGGACAAGAAACUGAAUAAGAUCAUAAGCAUUGGCUAUAAUUAUACAAAUUCAUCAUUAAAUGGUACACAACAUGCUGAAUUCAUUGCCGUAAAACGGUUGUAUGAACAUUCAAAAGAUAUAGAUUUCCUGAAUAUCAUUAUGUAUGUCACUGUUGAACCAUGCAUUAUGUGUGCUUCUUUCUUAAGACAGCUUGGUAUUGGUGAAGUGAUAUAUGGGUGUAGUAAUGAUAGAUUUGGAGGAAAUGGAACUGUUCUUUCUGUUCACAAGGAUACAUUCUUAGUUGAUAAACCUUAUAAGAGUAUAGGAGGUAUUGCUAGAACAGAGGCAAUUCAGUUACUAAGGAACUUCUAUAUACAAGAAAAUGAAUCAGCACCUGUUCCAAAGAUCAAGAAGAAUAAAGAUAUCGAAAAUAAGCUAUACCCACCAAACCUUUUCAAUUUGACCAAAGAAGAGUUUGUGGACUUUUAUGGUGAACAACGACUAGAUAUAUUAGAAAACAAAGAACAAGAAAUCACCCCCAUCCCACAUAAAGCUUAUAGACUAAAGGAUUUAAUCUCUUUGAAAAAUCUUCAAGAAGUUCCAUUCUUAGAAGAUGAAUUGGGAUUGAUAGACGAGGAGCAACUCAAUGAGUUUUAUGAUUUAUUUUAUGAUAUAAAUGAUGAUUCAACCAUAGACUUUACUAAAGCCAUUCGAAAAUUCAAUAAUAAGAAAAGACAUCUAACUCCAGAGUAA
Molecule: messenger RNA, 834 nt
Organism: Scheffersomyces coipomensis
Lineage: Eukaryota; Fungi; Ascomycota; Pichiomycetes; Serinales; Debaryomycetaceae
Product: tRNA(adenine34) deaminase
Exons: 1
Coding region: 1-834 (277 amino acids)
Biological process (GO): tRNA wobble adenosine to inosine editing
Cellular component (GO): nucleus; cytoplasm
Molecular function (GO): tRNA-specific adenosine-34 deaminase activity; zinc ion binding
Source: RefSeq, a predicted model, not a curated record